Molecule: messenger RNA, 2481 nt
Organism: Doryrhamphus excisus (bluestripe pipefish)
Lineage: Eukaryota; Metazoa; Chordata; Actinopteri; Syngnathiformes; Syngnathidae
Source: RefSeq, a predicted model, not a curated record
CUGGGUUUAGUAUACAUGUUCCUGGGCGUCUCCAUCAUCGCUGACCGCUUUAUGGCGUCCAUCGAGGUCAUCACGUCCCAAGAGAGACAGAUUGUGAUCAAAAAACCAAACGGCGAAAAGUUGACGACAACCGUGCGGAUCUGGAAUGAAACGGUGUCCAACCUGACGCUCAUGGCUCUGGGAUCGUCCGCCCCGGAAAUCCUGCUCUCUGUUGUGGAAGUUUGCGGUCAUAACUUCGAUGCCGGUCAGCUGGGCCCGAACACCAUCGUGGGGAGCGCCGCUUUCAACAUGUUCGUUAUCAUCGGGCUUUGCGUGUACGUCAUUCCGGACGGAGAAACGCGCAAGGUGAAGCAUCUUCGGGUUUUCUUCGUCACGGCAACCUGGAGCGUUUUCGCUUACACGUGGCUUUACCUCAUUUUGGCCGUUUUCUCUCCGGGCGUCGUUCAGAUUUGGGAAGGCCUCCUGACGCUCUUCUUCUUUCCCGUUUGCGUUGCUUUUGCGUACGUGGCAGACCGCCGUCUUCUUUUCUACAAGUACGUGUACAAGCGCUACCGAGCCGGGAAGCGCAAGGGGGUCAUCAUCGAGACCGAGGGGGAACCCGAUCUCCCUUCCAAGGUUGACAUCGAAACGGACGGCGUAGCGUUCCUGCCUCACGACGAAAAACUCGAAAAUGAGGAGUUGGAAGUGAAGCACCGGAUGGAAGAGGCGUCCUUCCGUGUUUUAACGCACGGCAUUCAGAUCGUGAUGGGAAGCGGCGAUGUCCCGAUGAAGAAGACUUCGGCCACUCAUCAAGACCGCUCGUCCUCAUCGGAGGUGUUCUUCCAUCCAAGCAGGUACCAGUGCUUGGAGAACUGUGGCAGUUUAGCGUUAACCGUUCUUCGACGAGGCGGCGACAUCAAUACAACCGUCGCGGUUGACUAUCGAACACAAGACGGCACCGCCAUCGCCGGGUCGGACUAUCGCUGUAGCCACGGGACGGUGGUGUUCCGAGCGGGCGAAACGGUUAAGGAAAUCCGCAUCGAUAUCAUCGACGAUGACAUCUUUGAGGAAGAGGAGCAUUUCCUGGUUCACUUAAGCGGCGUCAGAAUCGUGUCCGGUGGGGGCGGAGAAUCAAACAACGGUUCGGCAGGCUUGGGUCCGCCUUGCACGGCCACGGUAUCCAUCUUGGAUGACGACCACGCGGGGAUCUUCACGUUCGAGGAGUCGACGCUGACUGUCAGCGAGAGCGUUGGCGUCAUGGAGGUGAAGGUGGUCCGGACCUCGGGGGCUCGAGGAGUCGUGGCCCUGCCGUACAGAACCGUUGAGGGGAGCGCCAAAGGGGGCGGAGUGGACUUUGAGGACACUCACGGCGUCCUGGAAUUUGACAACAAUGAGAUGUGUAAAACGCUUUGCAUCAACAUCGUUGACGAUGAGCAAUAUGAGAAGAACAAGAACUUCUUCCUGGAGCUGGGCCAGCCUCUUCUGCUGGAGAUGAGCGAGAGAAAAGCCGUUCUGCUUCAAGAAGUUGGUGGAUUCUUCCGAACAGAUAAACAACUCUUUGGCAAAGACAUCUACAGGAAAAUCCAAGAACCGGAAAAACACAACCCCUCUUCCAUCUUGACCAUCUCAGGUACGUCCACCAGUCCGUCCACCCAUACAAAGCAGGAAGAGGAGAGACGCAUCGCACUGAUGGGUCGACCCAAGUUAGGCGAGCUGGUCAAACUUGAAGUCGUCAUUGAGGAGUCGUACGAGUUUAAGAAUUCAGUGGACAAGGUGAUGAAGAAGACGAGGUUGGCCGUGCUGGUGGGGACGACGUCAUGGAGAGAACAAUUUAUGGACGCCAUCACAGUCAGCGCAGGUGAUGACGACGACGACGAUGACAAGAAGCUACCCUCCAGUGUGGACUACGUCAUACACUUCCUGACGGUCUUCUGGAAGCUCCUGUUUGUGUUGGUCCCGCCCACCGACUACUGGAACGGGUGGGCGUGCUUCGUGGUGUCCAUCAUGGUCAUCGGCCUCCUGACAGCAAUCAUCGGAGACCUGGCGUCGCAUUUUGGCUGCACGGUGGGCCUGAAGGACUCGGUCACGGCUGUGGUCUUUGUAGCAUUGGGCACGUCAGUACCAGACACGUUCGCCAGCAAAGUGGCGGCCUGCCAGGACCAGUACGCCGACGCCUCCAUUGGUAACGUGACAGGAAGUAACGCCGUCAACGUUUUCCUGGGUAUCGGCGUGGCGUGGUCCAUCGCCGCUGUGUACCACUACUCCAAGAACCAGGAAUUCAGGGUGGACCCGGGAACGCUGGCCUUCUCCGUCACGCUUUUUACCAUCUUUGCCUUCAUCUGCAUCGCCGUCCUUCUCUAUCGGCGCCGGCCCGGGAUUGGCGGGGAACUGGGUGGACCACAGAUCCCCAAGAUGGUGACCACGAGCUUGUUCUUCAGCCUGUGGUUGAUGUACAUCGUCUUAUCCUCGCUUGAGGCCUACUGCCACAUCCAAGGCUUUUGA